CGCAGUCUCCAGCUGUCUCUUGUGGUCCAGCUGGGCGGCUGUGCUUGGUGGGCGGCUGGGGCUUCUCGUGGGAACGGAGCCAGGACCACUCCUUGGGGCCACAAGGGCACAGUGGACUAUCCCUCCUCCCCCGUCGCCAGGAAAGCGAUCACGGUUAAUAUACCUGCCAAGAUGUUUCACUUACAAGGCCCACAAAUGCUGCAGAUGCUAGAGAAAUCCUUGCGGAAGAGCCUCCCUGAGUCCUUAAAGGUUUAUGGGACCGUCUUCCAUAUGAAUCAUGGGAACCCAUUCAACCUUAAGGCCCUGGUGGACAAGUGGCCUGAUUUUAAUACAGUGGUUAUCCGCCCUCAAGAGCAGGAGAUGACAGAUGACUUUGAUCAUUAUACCAACUCCUACCAAAUCUAUUCUAAGGAUCCCAGGAACUGUCAGGAAGUCCUUGGCACAUCAGAUGUCAUCAAUUGGAAACAACAUUUGCAGAUCCAAAGUUCACAGUCCAGCCUGGAUGAGGUGAUACAGAAUCUUGCAACAACUAAAUUAGUCAAGGUCAAGCAAACACAACGCAUUCUCUAUGUGAUGCCGGAGACAGCGAGGAAACUGCUCCCCUCCCUGCCAGAGACAAAGAAUUUACCUCUUAAACCCAGCAGCCCCAGGGCCAUCAACCAAGAGAUGUUUAAACUCUCAUCCCUGGAUAUUCCCCACGCUGCUUUGGUGAAUGAAUUCUGGCAAUUUGGAGGCAAUGAGAGGAGCCAGAGAUUCAUCGAGCGCUGUAUCCGGGGCUUCCCCAACAUCUGCCUGCUGGGGCCUGAGGGGACCCCUGUGUCCUGGUCUCUGUUGGACCAGACAGGAGAGAUAAGGAUGGGUGCCACUGUGCCUAAGUACCGGGCCCAGGGUCUCAUCUCCCAUACCCUAUGUGCCCAUAUCCAGGCUCUGGACAAACUCGGCUUCCCUGUAUAUAACCAUACAGACAAAGCCAACAAAAUUAUACAGAAAAUGAGUCUCAAUAUGCAUCAUAUCCCCAUGCCCUGUGACUGGAACCAAUGGAACUGUGUGCCUCUGUGAAGCAGCCCUGAACACAAGACAGUGUUGGGUGGGCUGGUCACAUGGCAGGAGGAGCAGAUGGAUGGAUGAAGAGAAAGAAUAAAUUGUAACCAGCAGUAAAGCAAUGUGUGAUAUUUAGGCUCUGGGGAAGCAGUGUGAAUGGUCAACAGAACCACCACAAUCCCUGCUCGCAAACCACUCAUGGACUUCUCUUUCGGUCCAGCAGAACUGGCCCGGCCAGACCUUCCUGUAGUGGACCCUGGUCUUGUUCAGUUUCCUACACUUUGGGAUCUCAAUGACACUCUAUUCAGCUGCAUCUGCCCUAAUGCUUCUCUUGGAAUUCCUAUCUCACACGUGGAUUGUUGCUAAUGGGCAUAUCUUGCCGGUUUUGCCAAGAUGUGGUAUUGUCUUAUGGGUAGUAUAAUUUUCCCUCUCCCUUUCCGUUAUCCUCCCGUCACCCCCACCCCCCCACCCAAUUUUUAUUGAGUUAAAAUUGAAAAAUAAAGUUGUAAUUUAUUUAAAGUGUAAAAUGAUAUAUGUAUACAUUGUGAAAGGAUUCCCACAAUCAAGUUGAUUAAUACAUCUAUCACCUCACAUACUUACCCUUUUUUUUUUUUGCGAGAAUGCUUAAGAGCUAUUCUUUUAGCAAAUUUCAGUGAUAUAGUAUUAUUAACUAUAGACCAUGCUAUCCAUUAGAUUCUCAGAACUUAUUCUUUUAUAUAAGGUUUGUACAAAAGGUACAAAAAAAAAGGUUUGUGCCUUUUUUACCAACUUCUCCCUAAUUCUUCCACAUCCCAACCCUGGCAACCACCAUUCUAUUCUGCGUUUCUAUGAGUAUGACUUUUUUGUUUUUUUAAGUUCCACAAAUAAGUGAUACCAUGCAGUAUUUGUGUUUCUCUGUCUGGCUUAUUUCACUGGUUGACAAUUUUCUUGUGCAUAUGCCUAGUAAGGAAAAUAUCCAUAAUCAAUAAAGAAUAA
Messenger RNA from Diceros bicornis minor, 2016 nucleotides. RefSeq names its product glycine N-phenylacetyltransferase-like. Bases 172 to 1059 code for a protein of 295 amino acids. Gene Ontology annotation, molecular function: glycine N-acyltransferase activity. NCBI's taxonomy places the organism in Eukaryota, Metazoa, Chordata, Mammalia, Perissodactyla, Rhinocerotidae. Gene Ontology annotation, cellular component: mitochondrion. The record is from RefSeq and is a predicted model, not a curated record. The transcript has 6 exons.